AUGGGUCCCACACCCUUCCUUCUCGCCCCUCUGGUUGGCGAGUACACAGUAGGCGCACAGAAAUGGCGCCCACCUCUAUGCCGCUGCAGGGGAAGGCCGCGUUGCGCACCCCCGCUGGGGCACUCCGCGGAUGGAUGCAGCCCCAGCGACUCCAGUUGCACUCGAAGCUUUCCAGUGGGAGGCGUGGGUGUGCUCAGCAGCUGGGCAGAGGCUACUCGCCAGGCUUUGCGGGUGGGGGAGGGGCCGGCCGGGCCGCCCAAUUGGGACCGGCCCACCCGCGCGGGCCCCAGCCCCCACGCAGAGCUCUGCGGGGCUGCGCCAGAGGGGCGGGGCCUGGGUUUCGGUUUCUUGCAAACUCCGCGGCCAGAGGGAAACCGAGGAGUUUCCGGGAACCGCGCCGGGAACGCUGAGGUUCGCGCGGCGGCGUGGGGCGGGGGACGGGCGCCCGUCCAGUAUCGCGGGUCAGUAGCCCUCUGGAAGUUCCAAGAGGAGCUGGGGAAAACCGGCCCAGGAAAAGCCCCACCUGAAUGCACCUGCCCUAGCCCCCACCCAGGCUUCAUGCCCAGCACAGAGACCAACGCAGGGCUUGAACUCAAGACCCUGAGAUCAAGACCUGCCCUGAGAUCAAGACCUGAGCUGAGAUCAACAGUCAGAUGCUCAACAGAUUGAGCUAUCCAGACGCCCCUCAAGUUAAUUUUUUUUUAAUUUUUUUAACAUUUAUUUAUUUUUGAGACAGAGAGAGAGAGAGCAUGAACGGGGUGGGUCAGAGACAGAGGGAGACACAGAAUCCGAAACAGGCUCCAGGCUCUGAGCUGUCAGCACAGAGCCCGAUGCGGGGCUCAAACUCACUGGCCGCGAGAUCGUGACCUGAGCUGAAGUCGGAUACCCAGCCGACUGAGCCACCCAGGCGGCCCACAAGUUAAUUUUUUUAAACCAAACUGCAUGUGAGAUCAUGUUGGGUACUUUGUGCUAAGAUCACAGUGGAAUAUAGUCAAUAAUGUACUAGGGUUGUAUGGCAACAGAUGGUAGCUACACUUGUGGUGAGCAUAGCAUAUAGUAUAAAUUUGUUGAAUCACUAUGUUGUACACCUGAACUAAUGUAACAGUGUAUUAGCAAUACUUCAAAAAAAAAAAAAAAAGAUCACAGCAGGAGACAUAUAAAGUCUGGUAAUUUUAUUGCUGUUAAUUCCUGGUAAUUUCAUUGCCAAUCAUUGCUAAUUUCCUAUGUUACUUUGAGUCAUAAAAUUUUCCUUUAAAAGUGGCAGUGGGGCACCUGGCUGACUCAGUCAGUAGAGCAUGUGACCCUUGAUCUCACUGAAUUGUGAAUUUGAACCCCAUGUGUGGUGUAGAGAUUGCUUAAAAAUAAAAAAUAUUUUUAAAAAAUAAAAAAUAAAUAAAAGUGGGGUAAUUACAUGUUGGGGCUUUACUUUUAUUGCUGCCUGAAAAAAAAGAUCUUCAUCACUUGAAACUUACAGAGUGAUAAGUAAAAUAAGAUACAGGUUUGCUUUUUUCUUCCUACUGAUAUUCAAAUAUCCAAGCAAUGCAAAUGGUGGUAGUGGGGAAAAAAAUGGUCUUGGUGGUUACACAACUAUUUACUUUUUUCAAAAGCCAUAAACUGUACUCUGGAAAAGGAAGAAUUUUAGUGUAUGUAAAUUUUGCUUAAAUAAACUGACUGUAAAAAUA
Molecule: messenger RNA, 1682 nt
Organism: Neofelis nebulosa (Clouded leopard)
Lineage: Eukaryota; Metazoa; Chordata; Mammalia; Carnivora; Felidae
Exons: 3
Coding region: 1-669 (222 amino acids)
Source: RefSeq, a predicted model, not a curated record